AAAUAAAAUUUUAAGUAGAUUGAAAAAAUUAAUGAAACACUCUUUUUCGUUUGGUAUGAUGACUUACAGAUCAUCACUUCUCUUUGUGCUAAGCCUGAUAAUUGUUUUGAAUGUCGCACGAGUUGGUGCUGAGAGCAAGGUUCAUAUAGUGUAUUUGGGUGAGAAGCAGCAUGAUGAUCCUGAGUUUGUCACAGAAUCUCAUCACCAGAUGUUAUCUUCACUUCUUGGAAGUAAAGAGGAAGCACAUGGUUCAAUGGUGCACAGUUACAAACAUGGCUUUUCAGGCUUUGCUGCCAAGCUUACCGAGUCACAAGCCAAGAAACUCGCUGAUUCACCUGAAGUUGUUCAUGUCCUACCGGAUAGUUUCUACGAACUGGCUACAACUCGGACUUGGGACUACUUAGGUCUUUCUGUUGCCAAUCCGAGCAAUCUCCUAAAUGAUACAAACAUGGGUGACCAAGUUGUCAUUGGCUUUAUUGACUCAGGAGUGUGGCCAGAGUCUGAGUCGUUUAACGACAAUGGGGUUGGACCUAUACCGAGCCACUGGAAAGGAGGAUGUGAACCAGGAGAAAGCUUCAUAUCAACAAACUGCAACAGAAAGCUCAUAGGAGCCAAGUACUUCAUCAACGGCUUUCUUGCCGAAAACGAAGGAUUCAACUCCACAGAAUCGCCUGACUACGUUUCCGCUAGAGACUUUAUUGGCCAUGGCACGCAUGUAGCUUCCAUUGCAGGUGGUUCGUUUGUUCCUAACGUAAGCUACAGGGGACUCGCUGGAGGAAUCUUGAGAGGCGGCGCGCCUCGUGCUCGCAUAGCCAUAUACAAGGCCUGUUGGUAUCUGAAACGGCUAGUAGCAAAGGGCAUCAUAGUUGUUUGUGCCGGUGGGAACUCUGGCCCUGCGGCUCAGACCGUGUUGAACACGGCUCCUUGGGUCUUAACAGUUGCUGCAACCACUUUGGAUCGGUCCUUUGCCACACCUAUUACACUUGGGAACAACAAUGUCAUACUGGGACAAGCACUGUACACAGGUCCAGAGCUUGGCUUCACUAGUUUGGCAGCAGGUGGUCUUGGCGUGAUCAUCGCGAGAAAUCCAGGUUACAAUCUCUCUCCAUGUAGAGAUAAUUUCCCCUGUGUAGCCAUUGAUUACGAGCUCGGGACCGAUGUACUUCUCUACAUACGCUCCACUCGAUCACCUGUUGCGAAGAUACAACCUUCAAGAACGCUCGUAGGACAACCCGUGGGGACAAAGGUAGCAACCUUCUCAUCAAGAGGACCUAACUCGAUUUCCCCAGCAAUUUUAAAGCCUGACAUUGGGGCACCGGGAGUGAGCAUAUUAGCUGCUACAUCUCCAGAUUCCAAUUCCAGUGAUGGUGGAUUCGAUAUUCUUGCGGGAACAUCAAUGGCGGCUCCAGUUGUUUCAGGAGUUGUUGCACUUCUCAAAGCUAUGCAUCCUGAUUGGUCCCCUGCUGCCUUUAGAUCAGCUAUUGUCACUACAGCUUGGAGAACAGAUCCAUUCGGAGAGCAGAUUUUUGCAGAAGGUUCAUCUCGCAAAGUAACUGAUCCGUUUGAUUACGGUGGAGGCCUCGUGAACCCUGAGAAAGCUGCAGAUCCAGGUCUCAUUUACGACAUGGGCUCAGAAGACUACAUUCUCUACUUAUGCUCUACCGGUUACAACGACUCAUCUAUCUCUCAGCUUGUCGGUAAAAGAACAAUCUGUUCAAACCCAAAACCUUCUGUUCUUGAUGUCAAUUUGCCUUCGAUCACCAUUCCAAACCUCAAAGAUGAAGUCACUCUCACCAGAACCGUCACUAACGUUGGACCAGUUGAUUCGGUUUACAAAGUCGUGGUUCAGCCUCCGCUUGGGGUUCGAGUGGUUGUGACGCCGGAGAGGCUAGUGUUCAAUUCCAAAACCAAAAGUCUCUCCUUCAAGGUACAUAUAGUGUAUUUGGGUGAGAAGCAGCAUGAUGAUCCUGAGUUUGUCACAGAAUCUCAUCACAAGAUGUUAUCGUCACUUCUUGGAAGUAAAGAGGAAGCACAUGGUUCAAUGGUGUAUAGUUACAAACAUGGCUUUUCAGGCUUUGCUGCCAAGCUUACCGAGUCACAGGCCAAGAAACUCGCUGAUUCACCUGAAGUUGUUCAUGUCAUACCGGAUGGUUACUAUGAACUUGCGACAACUAGGACUUGGGAUUACUUAGGCCUUUCUGCAGCUAAUCCGAAGAAUCUCCUAAAUGAUACGAACAUGGGUGAUCAAAUUAUCAUUGGCGUUAUUGACACAGGAGUGUGGCCAGAGUCUGAAUCCUUUAAUGACAAUGGGGUUGGACCAGUACCGAGCCAUUGGAAAGGAAAGUGUGAACCAGGACAAGACUUUAAAUCAACAAAUUGCAAUAGAAAGCUCAUAGGAGCCAAGUACUUUAUCAGUGGGUUUCGUGCUGCAUACGAAGGAUUCAACUCCACAGAAUCACCUGACUACGUUUCCGCUAGAGACUUUGACGGCCACGGCACGCAUGUAGCGUCUACUGCAGGUGGUUCAUUUGUUCCUAACGUGACCUACAAGGGACUCGCUGGAGGAACCUUGAGAGGCGGUGCACCUCGUGCUCGCAUAGCAAUGUACAAGGCCUGUUGGUAUAUCGUAGGCAGAGUGACUUGUCCGUUUUCUGACAUCAUGAAAGCAAUUGACGAAGCUAUACAUGAUGGUGUGGAUGUUUUGUCAAUCUCUCUCGGCGGUCGAGUUCCUCUGAAUUCCGAAACCGAUCUGCGUAGCGGGAUUGCUAUCGGAGCAUUCCAUGCAGUUGCAAAGGGUAUUUUGGUCACUUGUUCGGGUGGUAACGAUGGCCCAUCAGCUCAGACCGUGGUAAACACCGCUCCUUGGAUAUUAACUGUUGCUGCAACCACUCUGGAUCGGUCAUAUGCCACACCUAUUACACUUGAAAGCAACAAAGUGAUACUGGGUCAAGCAAUGUACACAGGUCCGAAGCUUGGCUUCACUAGUUUGGUUUACCCAGAGGGUCCAGGGAACAGCAAUGAGACCUUUAGCGGUGUCUGUGAGAGCCUAAAUCUCAACCCAAACCGUACAAUGGUGGGGAAAGUUGUGCUGUGUUUCACAACAACAACACUUUUCAGUGCUGUAUCAAGAGCUGCCUCUUAUGUGAAGUCAGUCGGUGGUCUUGGCGUGAUCAUCGCAAAGAAUCCAGGUUCCAAUCUCAAUCCAUGUAGAGAUGAUUUCCCCUGUGUAGCCAUUGAUUACGAGCUCGGGACUGAUGUACUUCUCUACAUACGCUCCACUCGAUCACCUGUUGUGAAGAUACAACCUUCAAGAACACUCGUUGGACAACCUGUGGGGACAAAGGUAGCAUCUUUCUCAUCAAGAGGACCUAACUCGAUUUCCCCAGCGAUUCUCAAACCUGACAUUGGGGCACCGGGAGUGAGCAUAUUAGCUGCUACAUCUCCAGAUUCCAAUUUCAGUGUUGGUGGGUUUGAUAUUCUCUCGGGAACAUCGAUGGCAGCUCCAGUUAUCUCAGGGGUUGUCGCACUUCUUAAAGCUUUGCAUCCUGAUUGGUCUCCUGCUGCCUUUAGAUCAGCUAUUGUCACUACAGCUUGGAGAACAGAUCCAUUCGGAGAGCAGAUUUUUGCAGAAGGUUCACCUCGCAAAGUAGCUGAUCCGUUUGAUUACGGUGGAGGGCUCGUGAACCCUGAGAAAGCUGCAGAACCCGGUCUCAUUUACGACAUGGGACCACAAGACUACGUUCUCUACUUGUGUUCCGCUGGUUACAACGACUCAUCUAUCUCUCAGCUUGUCGGUAAAAGAACAGUCUGUUCAAACCCAAAACCGUCUGUUCUUGAUGUCAAUUUGCCUUCGAUCACCAUUCCAAACCUUAAAGACGAAGUCAGUCUCACCAGAACUGUCACUAACGUUGGACCGGUUGAUUCGGUUUACAAAGUCGUGGUCGAACCUCCGCUUGGGGUUCGAGUGGCUGUGACGCCGGAGACACUUAUGUUCAACUCCAAAACCAAAAGCCUCUCCUUUACGGUUCGAGUCUCCACCACACACAAAAUCAACACUGGAUUCUACUUUGGAAGCUUAAUUUGGACCGACUCUGUUCAUGACGUGACUAUUCCUGUCUCAGUUAGAACACAGAUUCUGCAAAACUACUAUGAUGAGAAC
Thlaspi arvense is the source of this 4159-nucleotide messenger RNA. NCBI's taxonomy places the organism in Eukaryota, Viridiplantae, Streptophyta, Magnoliopsida, Brassicales, Brassicaceae. The record is from the annotation of a GenBank genome assembly.